Gossypium raimondii (Peruvian cotton) is the source of this 1494-nucleotide messenger RNA. RefSeq lists its product as uncharacterized. Gene Ontology annotation, cellular component: chloroplast envelope. NCBI's taxonomy places the organism in Eukaryota, Viridiplantae, Streptophyta, Magnoliopsida, Malvales, Malvaceae. The record is from RefSeq and is a predicted model, not a curated record. The coding region runs from base 156 to 1091 and encodes 311 amino acids. The transcript is spliced from 3 exons.
UAAGCUAACAUACGCAGAGAGACCUAGGCGCCCAAAACCAUUGGGUGCAUCGCCAUCUCCAUAUCUCUCACCAAGAAAAUUACCCCUAACAAUGUCUUCCCCUCUCAAUUCAAAUCCUCCCCCCUAAACCCUAAUAAGAAACCCCAACACGAACAAUGUCAAUCGCGUUUCAAAACCUCCUUACCCCUUCAUCUUCCCUUUUAAACCCUUAUCUCAAAACCCCUAAUUCUUUCCUUCCAAUCACCUCCCCCCAUCUCACCUUCCCCUCCGCUGUUCUACAUUUCCGGACCCGAAAUUUUCUCAGUCUCAGCUCCCGCCAUCCUUCUUCCCAUUCCUUUAUCAAAGCCUACGACUCCGGUUCUUCAAUUGCCACCUCAUCAGAGCAAAACCCUACUUUUGAUUCCAUCAAUUUAGAUUCUUUUCUCUCAGCUGCUGAACUUUUUUGCAUUUUUUCUUCGGCUGUUGUUUCGGUUGUUUAUGUCAUUUCGGAUUGGAAAGGUGUCGUUUUGGGUGGGGUUUGGAGGAGGGUUAUGGCCUGGAAUGUCUUAGGCUUGGUGAGUGGGUUUGCCAUCGGGGCGUGGAUUAGGAGGCGCCAGUGGCGGAGAAUUUGUGUGGAAACAGCAAAGGCUGGUGGAAAAAGGUUGAAUUUGGUUGACAGGAUUGAGAAAUUAGAGGAGGAUUUAAAGAGUUCCGUUGCCAUUAUUCGUGUUUUGUCUAGGCAACUUGAGAAGUUGGGGAUUCGAUUUCGAGUAACAAGGAAAGGUUUGAAACAGCCUAUUGAAGAGACUGCAGCUUUGGCUCAAAAGAAUUCCGAGGCUACUAGAGCGUUAGCAGCUCAGGAAGAAAUCCUGGAGAAGGAGCUUGAGGAAAUUCAGAAAGUUUUGCUGGCAAUGCAGGAGCAACAACAAAAACAACUUGAGUUAAUCCUUGCGAUUGCAAAGUCGGGGAAGUUGUUUGAAGAGAAGCGGGAACCUAGUCAAGAGAAAGAUAUGGUUGAAGCAUGUAAGUCAACUGAGGAGGCAAAACAAAUGGAAGUCAACCAGACUCGACCUUUAGGUACAACUAGGGGAUCUGGCAAUGACAGAACAUAAGAAUUGAAGCAGUAGAUGUUGUCAGCGUGCAUGUAAUUAACAGUGCAUUGCCAAUUUGUCUGAACCUUACAACAUACAAGGCCCUUGGACUGCCAUAGAUGCCACCGGAGCUUAUGUUUGAGCAUUAACAUUUUUUCCCUGAAAUUCUGCUUGUCUGUUGAUAGUUUCCCCUUGCAGCCCUGCUGCAAUUGAAGAUUGAUGAAGAGCUAGAAAUGUAUAAAAACAUAAUAAAAUGGUACACUUGCUUAAUUUUCAGUUGAGCAUAGAAACUUGCCUAGAUGAAAAAAAUGGCUUUUUUUGUGCUUAGCUUGUGUCUGUAAUUCUUUUGCAUGAUGUUCCUGAUAAUCAUACAAAGCGGGUUAUUGUUGUAUUUUCUCUAUGUUAUAGUUCUGUUUUGGUACAA